CCUCCAUUCUCUCUCUCUCUCUCUCUCGAAUUUAUUUUGGCCGCCAUUUAAGGAGUCGCGCUCUUCGUCCUUCUGGAGUCGCUUCAAGACUUCACACCGCCGCCGCUCGAUCUUCAGGUAAAAACCCCCAUUGCCGACCAUCGUUUGUGAUUACGUUUCAACUGAGUAGUUCAAAUCUGCAAGCAUUCGUCGAACCCUUUCCCCAAUUCGAUUCAACUCUCAUGAAUCGGCGUUGCCCUCUUCUCUUUUCGCUCCUCAGUUGACGUGGGUGGUUCCCAUGUGCUACGCACUGGCUGCGGGGAUGUGAAAGGGCUUGAUUUUUGAACUGGGUUUUCGAUCCUGUUGUCGUUCUUGGCUUCUCUCUCGGCUUUAAUUCGGGGUUUCUGCAUGCGAAAUCGGAAGAAGAAAUGAGAUGCGCUUGGCUAGCUUGUGGCCGUCCUAUGGAUUCGUGUGUCGUGUUCGGUGUGCUCGAUGUGGGUCGGUAAGAUUGAGGUUUCUCCUGGCGCAAUCUGUGGUUUCUGCCUUAGCUAGGUCGUCGAAGCUUAGGGUCCGAGUCUUUAUUCUCGAUUCUGGGGGCUCAUGGGGUUGGUCCAAUUUGUCCUUGGUUUAAAAGAAGCACAUCAGUUUGUGGUGAUAAUAUAUGUUGACCCCCAUGCUUAUUUCUGUAAUCUUUCUCUAUGGGCUGUAAGCUCUUAGCUUGUUAGAGAGCCGACUGUUGUUUGCUCCGCAUAUUAGAUAAACUUCCAUCAGUUACAUUACGGCUUAGUCGCAAUUGGAAUUUCAAAUUUGUUCUCUCUCUCAUUGCUGGUCUUGAUCUCGAAAAAAGUAGCGAGCCGGAGCAGCUGAAGUGACGGUAUGUUGAGCGAUCUUGUAGCAGUACCAAAGUGAGAAAUUUGAAGUAGGACUACUUUUGGGGUUCCAGGACGGCUUUCCUCUUAUGUUUUACUGCUUUACGUAAUUAAACCCUGGCAUGGACAUCAUUGCAGAGCUAGCCAUGGAUACGUCAAAUCCGGCAGUUUUUGUGAAUGCCGAGUUGCUUGGUAGGUAUGUUGGACGGAAGGUCCGGGCAGUAAUUCAGGUUAUUCGAAAUGAUGGCACGGCGGUAAUUGGAAAAUCUACUGAUGAGAAGCAGAUGAUUGUAAAGGGCUUGCCGCCCUCUCAACUCACGACUUUUGUUGAGGUUAUUGGGAUUGCUGAUGGUCAAAAUUCCAUCUCUGCUGAUAAGUGGACCAACUUUGGUGAUAAUUUCGACACUUUUACUUACAACAAACUUUGUCAACUUGCAAAUGGUGAAUACCAACACCUAUUUCUUUGAGGUGCUGUGAGAUCCCUGCAGGUGAAGCUCAAAGGUUUCUGCUGUAUCACGCAUGCUAGGAGCGAUAAAAGCAUGAAUGAUGAGCCUGCUUUAUUUGUUGUGACCUCUUUAGUGUAGAAAGCUUUAGGUACUGUUAAGUCAUGUGUUAUGAUGCCCGCCCAGUCUAUUGCAAACAGAUUUGAUCUUCCCUUGAUGGCAGGGUUUAAUUUCUAAUAGAGAUACCUAUGUUUUGAACAUGUUCUUGAGCCUCUUUGAUGCUCAGAGGUGGGAUAACUUUUGUUAGGUUGUUGAAAAUGGAUAAGGUAGGUAGGAAGUAACAUUCCCUUGGAUUU
Molecule: messenger RNA, 1647 nt
Organism: Syzygium oleosum
Lineage: Eukaryota; Viridiplantae; Streptophyta; Magnoliopsida; Myrtales; Myrtaceae
Product: replication protein A 14 kDa subunit B-like
Exons: 3
Coding region: 971-1315 (114 amino acids)
Biological process (GO): DNA repair; DNA replication; DNA recombination
Cellular component (GO): nucleus
Molecular function (GO): DNA binding
Source: RefSeq, a predicted model, not a curated record